Molecule: messenger RNA, 869 nt
Organism: Rana temporaria (common frog)
Lineage: Eukaryota; Metazoa; Chordata; Amphibia; Anura; Ranidae
Product: caveolin-3-like
Exons: 2
Coding region: 1-426 (141 amino acids)
Biological process (GO): caveola assembly
Cellular component (GO): caveola
Molecular function (GO): molecular adaptor activity
Source: RefSeq, a predicted model, not a curated record
AUGGCUGACGCCAAAUCCAUUCCCGAUGAGCCAAUGCCUCUGGACAUGGACAACCGCGACCCCAACAACCUCAAUGAGCACGUCAGGGUCCUCUUUGAAGAUGCCUUCGGAGAGCCGGAAGGGACGCACAGUAUCGAGGGCGUCUGGGGAAUGUCCUUCAAGACGUACCGCGGGGUGAAGAACUGCUGUUACAUGGUCCUGUCCAUUCUGUGCGGUUGCCCGCUGGCCUUCUGCUGGGCGAUGCAGUUCGCCUGCAUCCAGUGCUGCCACAUCUGGUGCGUCGGGCCCUGCAUACGCAUGUGGAACAUGAAUCUGGCCUGUAUGAAGAUGUUCUGGGCCUCCUGCAUCCACUGUAUGUGCGACCCGUGCUACGAGGCCUUCGGCUUGUGCUUCAGCUUCAUCCGGGUCCAGAUGAAGAACGGAUAAAGAUGGCGCCCCGUUAUCGCUCAGUGCCACAAACCUCACAGAUUCCGACCUACGCUGGGCAUCCACCGACCCGGAGGCAGCCAUAUUGUCUCCUGGCAGAGGAACCCAAAUUCACCUUCUAAGGACACUCAACCAUGAUGGUCCACUCCACCCGCCUUGACCACACCGGCUGCGGCAUCGGCUAGUGACCUCAGAGAGGCACCAUCCUUUAAGAUCCAUCAAGGUGCUAAAGGCAUGCUAAAAUGGCUCCUCAGUAAACAUUACGGUAGGUCAUCUUAGCAUGCCUUAAGCGCUAUUGCAGGGCCAUUGAGGGUCUCGUGCCUCGCCGGUGGUCAAUACACAAGUAAUGCUGCUAUGAGAAUCUUGGACUAAUGCCUCGUUUCCACUGAGCGGAUCGGUUCGGGUCGCUUAGAAUGGAACGGGUUAGAAUGGUCCGGUGUAUU